Amoebophrya sp. A120 is the source of this 2161-nucleotide messenger RNA. The record is from the annotation of a GenBank genome assembly. NCBI's taxonomy places the organism in Eukaryota, Dinophyceae, Syndiniales, Amoebophryaceae.
GGAGUGGAAAUCCUGUCAGACGACGUGCCUCAAGGGGGGAUCAGCAUCCGCGCUGUACGAUAAGGAUCCGAGCUGGAAGCUUUACUUCCAAGACGAGCCGGCCGAGUUCGAGCGGCCAACGUUCUGGCAAGCGUCGCCCAAUGGUGACGACCAACACCCCACGGUGCAGUUUCACUUCAAGCAGGAGACAUUCAUCUCACGAGUGGUCGUGCAUCCAGUGGCGGUCGGGGAGCAUUCCGAUAGUUGGUGUACUCACCGUGUCUGGCGAGCGCUCUAUCUCGGCCAUGACCAGGUGCCCGACGGUGCGUCCACCUGGCAUCGCACCGGCGUGCCAGACAAGCGAGCACAGCUCAACAUCGGCAUGGUGCCCGGAGCGGACGCAUGCACGCAAGAUACGCUGAACGCGAAAACCGCAAACACGCAAGUUUACUGCACGAAGGUACCCGUGGCCAAUUUAUUAAAUGCUCACUAUCUACUUCGAACGGCUGGCGAGCCUGUGAGUCCAGGCAGAGAGAAGAGAAGGGUAGGCAAUUUGAUAGGUAUGCGAGGGCCGGGCUCCUCAUCCUCAAUGCCCUACUGAUAUGCAUUUGCUUGGCGAAAAAUUGGGCAAGCGCCCCGCCUCGGCUAAACGCCGCCCGACUCGAUCGCGCGAUCGAAAUUUUCCCCACCCUCCCGCCCUGGAGUGGUAUCAGGAUCGUGCAUAUUCGCUGGCAGGCUUUGCCUACCCUCUUCCCCAUUGAAGGAAUAUGAAAUAAGCAGCUAGCAAUACAUGGUAUAGGAGCGUCAGUUUCUGCAUCAGUCUCUUCAGCGCCAGCUCGUUCUCACUCUCUAGCGAAUCAGUUUUCCCUUUCGUACUGCACAAAGGUCCCGAGGGGAGGGAGCAACGACCGCACCUGCUACACAGACGAGUUCGGGUUCUCGGACAAGGCCAGGAAUACAGGGGAGCCGCGCGUAACGGGAUGGUAUCGCCGACUGGCGGUGGGCCCUGAGUAUAUCAAUGUGCGACGCAUGAGGUUUGAGUGUGACCCGGUGAGCGUCCACGGAAGGUCGCUCGUGAUUGAGUGGCCUUGGUGGGGGCAUCUUCCGUAUUUCUUUGCUCUGCGCCACGUCGAGAUCCACGGCUACACCACAACCAGCACCACCACAGCCUGUCCGCUCCGGGCGGGUGCGGCGGUCGCGGUGCGUCGGGUUCUCAGGAAGGGAAACAACGCAACUGAUGCGCUUUGCCGAAUCGCGGCGGGCCCCGGGGUGAGCGAGACAGCCAGCGUCCGCUGUUGCCCUGACAUUUCGCCGCAACAGAUGAUUACCAUGACCAACUAUCUCUGGGGAGCCAGCUGUGACGUGACGACAAACCUCGCGUACUGCGCGGCGGCGGACUUUUGCGGAGAGGCGCGGGUCCUGAUGGAGGACGGCAGUCCCGAAAUCAGCUCGCGUUUGUGCGCAACCUCCAGCGAGCUGCAGAGGCAAGAGGGUACGGGAUGCGCGCUCGAUUGGGAGUAUCUGUGGACGAGAGAGGAAUGCUUCCUGUGCACGUGCGAAAACGGAGUCGCGGCGCCCUCCAUGGCAGCCGGGUGUCCGGCGAGCGGUGGAAACGUCUGCCUGGAGUGCGAAAACGGGUACACCCUCAAAGGAAACGAGUGCGCGCUCAAGGAAUGUACCUGCCCCCACGGAGAACCCUCCGAACCGCACGAGUGCCCAGGAGACGGCGUGGAGCACUGCAUAGCCUGCGAUACAACGGGUUAUUAUUUGGAAGACAACAAGUGCGCGCUCAAGAAAUGUACCUGCCCCGGCGACGGAGUCGGAGAACCCGCAACCGGCACCUUAUCAGAUGUGAAGACAGCUGCAUCCCCCUGCCGAACUCCACCUCGUUGUAGUGCAACCCAUAGCACAACAAAUACAAAUGAUAGAAAACCAAAUUGUAACGCACUUAUGUGAACAACAAAUAAAAAAUGCAGCGACAUGAUGAAAGCAGUACGAAAAUUAGAAAAAUAGAGAGCUUGAUUAGUAUCUGUAUGACCACAAGUCCGCGAGGCAUGAAUGUUGUGUUUGGCAUAUUUAUUAGUGUGAGCGGUCGUGUUGCCUACGAGAAUCGAGGAGAGAGGGAUUGUCUCUCACCUAAUACCGGAGUUGCCCGAGUCACAAUACGGAAGCCUGUGCGUCG